Messenger RNA from Hibiscus syriacus, 1750 nucleotides. Its product is annotated as WRKY transcription factor 6-like. The coding region runs from base 75 to 1688 and encodes 537 amino acids. Gene Ontology annotation, biological process: regulation of DNA-templated transcription. The transcript is spliced from 6 exons. The record is from RefSeq and is a predicted model, not a curated record. Gene Ontology annotation, molecular function: sequence-specific DNA binding; DNA-binding transcription factor activity. Lineage: Eukaryota; Viridiplantae; Streptophyta; Magnoliopsida; Malvales; Malvaceae.
GCAAAAUUCUUCGUCUUCCCCCAAACUUCUCUCGUGUUUUCUCGUAGCUCUUUUUUCGUACAGGAUUUUAAUUUAUGGACAAAGGAUGGGGUCUUGCCCUUGAAUCCGAUACAGCUACUAGUAAUUUUUUCUCGAGCAAAACUAGUUCUACGAAGGGUAGUUCCUUUACGCUGAACCAGCAACGAGACAUGUUUCAGUUUCCGUUCAGCCUCGCCGGGUCCAGAGAUGACCGCCAGCGAGCCUCCGCUUAUUCCUCCUCGCCGUCCAAUGAUACACGGAUUCCCGUCGACGAGGUUGACUUUUUCUCCGAUAAGAAGUCGAGGGUCGUUGAUGAUGACCGUGUUAAGAAGGAACACGGCAACGGCAAACCAGCUCCCGCCUCUUAUUUGGAUGUAAAUACUGGGUUGCUUCUUCUGACUGCCGGAAGUGAUCAAUCAACUGUUGAUGAUGGUGUCUCAUCGGAUAUGGAAGAUAGGCGAGCCAAGGAUGAACUGGCACAAUUACAAGUGGAGUUGAAACGCAUGAAUGCUGAAAAUCAAAAGCUUAAAGACAUGCUUAGCCAUGUCGGCAACAAUUACACUGCUCUCCAGAUGCACCUUGUCACCUUAAUGCAACAGCAACAAAACCCAGAAAUCGAAACCACCGGAGAACAACACCGGAUUCAAGAAGUGAAAUCCGAAGAGAAGAAACAUGGUCAAGAGAUAAUGCCUUUGAAAAUAUUAGAUCCAGGCCCCUCCGGUGGAGCCGAAGCAGCCUCGACUCAUUCAUCGUCGGAAGAAAGAACUCGUUCAGGGACACCUCGAAACAACGUGGAAAACAGAAUCGGUAGAGAAGAAAGCCCUGAAUUCCAGAUCUGGCGACCUAACAGCAAAGUCCCGAAGCUGAAUUCUGGGAAACCGAUUGAUCAAUCAGCCGAGGCCACCAUGAGGAAAGCUCGUGUCUCGGUUCGAGUUCGAUCGGAAGCUCCAAUGAUCACUGAUGGAUGCCAAUGGAGAAAAUAUGGACAAAAGAUGGCUAAAGGAAACCCGUGUCCUCGAGCUUAUUACCGAUGCACCAUGGCUAUUGGUUGUCCCGUCCGGAAACAAGUUCAACGCUGCGCUGAUGAUAGAACAAUCUUGAUAACAACAUACGAGGGCAACCACAACCACCCACUUCCGGCGUCGGCGAUGGAAAUGGCAUCAACAACGGCGGCAGCGGCCAGCAUGUUGCUUUCAGGGUCCAUGCCAAGUGCAGAUGGUAAUAUCAUGAACCAAAACUUACUUGCAAGGACAAUCCUUCCAUGCUCCUCGAGCAUGGCAACCAUAUCGGCCUCGGUGCCGUUCCCCACCGUCACAUUGGACCUCACACACUCACCGAACCCUCUACAAUUCCGAAGCCCGCCGCCGCAACCGCAGCAAUUCCAAGUCCCUUUCGCCUGCCAACCCAAAAACUUGCCUCAGGUUUUUGGUCAGCCAUUGUACAACCAGUCAAAAUUCUCAGGCCUGCAGCUGUCACAAGCCCCACAUCCUCAAUUGCAGCAACCUCAACAGCCUUCGUUGGCCGACACGGUUACCGCCGCCAUCACGAAAGAUCCUGGCUUCACCGCAGCCCUGGCGGCCGCCAUCAAAUCCAUCAUUGGCGGCGCUCAUCCGAAUAGUAGCAGCAACACUUCCCACAACAACAACAACAACACAUCAAGCAACACGUAAUAACUAAGAUCUUAGAACACACACACACACAACGUCAUUCUUUCCUAUCAUGGUUCCAUUUU